ACCAGGACAUGCCCAAUUUCGUUUAAACGACAUCGUUUUCAAGGAUGCUGAAUCGUCAUUUUUCCUAACAUUUCCAAUAAUCAGCGAAACCCACCCCACUCGUCGCCCGGGAUAUAUUACGUACACGUGUAUGCAUAGGUCAUUCCAGUGUACUAAAUUGGUUUAUUGAAUACUCGAUGAGUUGUAAUACCACGUCGCAGUUAAUGGACAAGCUUUACAUGGAUCUUGUGAAUUCUCGUAGUGGUAACAACAGCAGUAGUAGCAACAUUGAUUUAAUCAAUUUCAUGAAGAACCAGUCGGAAGAUCGUCGGAAGGAAAACGACAUCGUGCCGAGCUACGAUUUUAUGCCUGUUCGUUCCGCCGGAGGUUCAUCAUCGCGGCCUCUGACCACGGCGAAUAUUGAUUCCGGCAAUUUGGGUGGUUCGCCCAGGGAGUGGAAUUCUGCUGAUUCCAAAACUAAUUCAUCUUCCAUCAGAAAUUACAAUUCUCUCGAUGUCAUUGAACCAACCAAAGUCACUUUAGAAAAAGACCACGAAGUCAUAAAUGAGUCUUUGGUGUCUGAGAUUGAUAGAACAAUGAAGAAGUAUGUUGAUCAUCUGAUGCAUGCUUUGGAUGGUGUCACUGUGCGACUGUUGCAGUUGGAGACCAAGACUUGCAACCUUGAAAGUUCGAUGGAUGAUCUGAAGUUGUCUGUUGGGGACAAUCAAAGAAGCACUGAUGGAAAAUUGAGACAGAUGGAGAAUAUUCUCAGAGAGGUGCAAAUACACAUUAUUAGGGAUAAACAAGAAAUAGUGGAAGCUCAAUUGCAGAUGGGGAAACUGCAAGUUUCAAAGGUCGGGCAACAAGUGGAAACCCACAACACGUCAUGUGCAGAUUCCACGCGGACUGGAAUUUCAACAUCUCAGAAUUCUCACCAGCAAUUUCCUACUCUUCCUUCUGUACGGCCAACUUCAAUCCGUGCUCUACCAAACGCUCCUCCUCCACUGCCUUCCCAGCAGGAUUUACAACCUCUGGUUCAGCUUCCGACCCAGUUUCCCCAAAACCAAGUUCCUUCCGUCACUCAGAGGGAGUCUUACUUCCCACCUCCUGGCCAAACUCUUGAAAACCUGAGUCAGCAGUACCAAGUACCUCCACAGCAUCAGCAAAUGCUUUCCUCUCCACCUCUACAGCCACAGUCCUCUCAGCCACCUCCACCUCAACCCCACCCUGUAUUAUCAACUGUUUAUCCCUCUCAGCCUCAGCCUGCAUUAGGUCAUCAUCAUGAAGAAACACAGUAUCUACAACCCGAAACAUACCAGCCAAGCAAUUGUCCACCACUCUCUCAUCCCUCGCAACAAUUUUGUGGGCCUUCUGAAAACAUGUAUCAGCCUCCAUCCAGCAAACUGACCCUGGGAUUUCCUGUUUCUUAUGGCCAAUCUUCUGGACCCCGGGAACUAUAUUCUUACAGCAGCUCACCUAUGAAAUUGCAGCAACUUCCUUCUCCUCUUAUGGGCCAGAACAGUGGAAGUGGUUAUCCCCAACUCCCUCGUGGCCAGAUAUUACCUCAUGUGCGACCUAUUGCCUCUGGGCUAGGUGGUGAUUCGGGGUCAGGUGGUACUGGAAACAGGGUUCCUAUUGAUGACGUGAUUGACAAAGUGACAACUAUGGGAUUUUCACGAGAUCAAGUGAGGGCAACAGUUCGGAAGUUAACAGAGAAUGGACAGUCGGUUGAUUUGAAUGUUGUCUUAGACAAACUGAUGAACGAUGGGGCAGGCCAGCCUCCACAUGGAUGGUUUGGUCAGUGACAAGUUUUGUGCUUCACGCUUAUGCAUAGGGGCUUGAAGUACUCGUCCUCAAACCUUGGCUGGAAAGUGGUAACUACAUGUCAUUUUAGAUUGUGUAAUUUUGUUCCUGUCAUAUUUUUGUAGAUUGAGGGUAUUCUUCCUUGCUACACCGUUUUUCUGUUUUCCUUUCUAUUUGUAUAUAUGCUCUCCUCGAUUUGUGCGCAUUAAGUUACAAACCUCGUAAUUUCAAGGUUUCAGUUUGUACUUGAUAUGAAGUUAAAAACUUCUGUUUAUUAUAGAGAAUCAAAUCAUUCUCUCUUUAUUUU
Molecule: messenger RNA, 2089 nt
Organism: Olea europaea var. sylvestris
Lineage: Eukaryota; Viridiplantae; Streptophyta; Magnoliopsida; Lamiales; Oleaceae
Product: transcriptional regulator DEF1-like
Exons: 3
Coding region: 177-1784 (535 amino acids)
Source: RefSeq, a predicted model, not a curated record